Messenger RNA from Rosa rugosa (rugosa rose), 618 nucleotides. RefSeq lists its product as uncharacterized. The record is from RefSeq and is a predicted model, not a curated record. The transcript is spliced from 2 exons. Bases 1 to 618 code for a protein of 205 amino acids. Lineage: Eukaryota; Viridiplantae; Streptophyta; Magnoliopsida; Rosales; Rosaceae.
AUGGAGAAUUUUGAAAAGCCAAUAAGAGGGAAAACAUUCUCCGGUCCAGAAGACGACGCACUAUGCAAGACAUUUUUGUAUGUAAGUCAAGAUUCUGCUAUUGGGACCGGGCAAACAAAGAUUGUAUUUUGGCGACGAAUUCAUGCAAAAUGGGAAGAAUUGUAUGUUGCAGAAACAGGGCUUGCCCCAAAGAGAAAUCCAGGUAGCCUCCGUGCUCGAUUCAAAACUAUCAAAACUCAAUGUACUAAAUAUGCUGCAAGAGUGACAGAAACAAAACGAAGACGGAUUAGCGGUUUUACUGAAGCUGACAUUAUGGAACAAGCAAAUAUAAGCUUCAAAAAUAAGGAGAAAACUGUGUUUGCUUAUCAUCAUUGUUGGAGAUAUUUGAAAGAUGCUAUUACAUGGAAAAUUCCCGGGGGAACCAACAGCGACUCAAACAACGGUAAUUCAUCGUCGCAGUUUACCGAAACACAAGAAACACACAUUUCACUUGAUGGAGACGGAGAUGGAGAUGAAGAGCCGCCGGUUAGUAUUCCGGCCACUAACCCAAAUCAAAGGCCCAUCGGGAAAAAGGCUGCGAAGAGGAAGAUUAUUGAAGAGGGCAAGCUUCUGAUAUGA